Triticum aestivum (bread wheat) is the source of this 1652-nucleotide messenger RNA. RefSeq lists its product as uncharacterized. Lineage: Eukaryota; Viridiplantae; Streptophyta; Magnoliopsida; Poales; Poaceae. The transcript has 9 exons. The coding region runs from base 1 to 1173 and encodes 390 amino acids. The record is from RefSeq and is a predicted model, not a curated record.
AUGCAGCAGGGUACAGUGGCAACAGGGAAUGAGAUGGAAGCAAUAAAUCUGCUGAAUUCUACUGAACUCGUGCGUUCCCUGGAUGAGGAGAUAAUAAUAGAAGGAAAUGGUUGCGAGUUAGUUGUAACCCCUAAAAAGCUUCCUGGGACAGAAUUCCAACCUGCCACAUGUGAUGGUGCUGCAUGUGUUGUCAUGCUAAUGUCAUACAGUGAUGCAGUAGAGAUAUGCAAUGGAUAUAUUUUCAGCAUCGAAGAUUCAUCCAUUUAUGGAUUUUCAGCAAACGGUUUGAAGGCAUUUAGGGAGAUUUUCUCGGCUGUAAAUUAUGUCAACACGCAAUACAAGCAAGAUGCUGAAUCACGGCAUGCUUUAAAACUUGUGGAUUCCACGAUUUUCUACAGGACUACUGCAGAAGAUGAAGUGGAAGCUGUAUUGGGUGUUUUGUAUGUGAAAAAUCCUGGACCCCUGGCAAAUUUGAAAACCAAAACACGAGGUUCCAGAGGUCCUACAGUUGAAGAACUCGAGCGGUAUAACUGGACAUCGACAGGAGAUUAUAUCAAAGGGUAUUUCAAAGGAUGUGUUGCCAAUGAUGAAAUAAAGCAUUUGGUUGAGUUUCUGAAAGGCGCAUCUGCAAAUUAUGAUGACUUGCAUUGGGAGCCAGGGCUAUGGGAGGCAGAUAUCAAGAUGCAGUUCAUCAGAGAAAUCUGGUGGCAUGUCGAACAACAGCGGGGUUCAGUGAAACUGAUAGAAUUGAGGGAAACAGAGAAGGGCAAGGUGUUGAACAGCAUACGACGUCCCCUCGGGAUCAUUGAAUGCAUUAGGAAGCUUGCAGAGCCAGAGAAAGCGGCUCGGAUUGUCGAGGCCACACUGCUAGACUCAGUUCGACAUUUGAGGGACAGUGUUGUUGCACACCAUGGUGGUAGCAUCAAUGCCUACCAGGGAGCAAAGGAGGAUGUGCGUGACAAAGUGAACCUUGAAAGACUGAUCCAGAAGGCAAAAGGUGACUAUAUGAUAAAGCUUGUUAGAGAAAUCAGGCCAUUGAAGUGGAUAACCGAGUCUCCGGUGUUGAGAGAUCAAAACAAUUACAUGGAGUGUUUCUACGAGAUGAAGCAAGCAGAAGAGAAAAAACAGAAACAACAAGAGCAGGGGAAGAAACACAAAGGAAAACCACGCUAACAAACUGCUGCAGUGGUUAGUGGUUAGAUGCUUUCUUCUUCACAUAGUCUGAAGUUAGCGACAUGAACCCAGUAAUGAGAGGGAGGACCAACUCACUCUUUUUGUGGGUGUUAUCUGGCGAUUGAUGUGCGGAUUGGUAGCCUGGUGGGACCGGUGGCGGUGCGGUGGUAGCAGGUUGCUGAUGAGGCCAUCUCCAAUGCUCUGCCGCUUGUGCGGACGCUAGAUUAUUAUUUUGGACCAAUCUAGCUGGCGGCCGGGCGCUAGGUACCGCUCGCGAGCGGCCGGCCCUGUCCGAGACGUCUAGUCACUGCCGCAUAUUAAAAAUGCCAGGUAGAGUUUGGGAGCGGCCGGUGGAAAAGGUAAGUACGUGGUCCGUUGUACACUAAAGGGAGUUGACCAUCUAGUUUGCUUUUUAAUUGUUGUUUCUUAAAGAAGCCAUAACUUUUGAACCAAAUAUCGAAAUUAAGAUCCGCUUUCAC